UCUAGUAAAGAAGACACUUUUAGUAUAAAAGGGGAAGGCCAGUUUUUGAGGGUCAGACUGUUUUCGGACGACCUACCUAGCAAAAUGAAAUUCCUAGUCGCCUUCGCCCUGGCCGUGGCCUGCGUCCACGCUGACGUCUCCCACGUGGUUCACUCCGUAGACCAGACCGCCCAGGUCCUCAAAUCUGACGCUGACGUCCGUCCUGAUGGCUACAACUAUGCCUAUGAGACCAGCAACGGCAUCCAGGCUCAAGCUGAAGGUGUUGUCCAGGACGUGAACUCGGAAUACCCCAAGCAAGUUGUCCGCGGCUCCUACAGCUACCAGGGAGAUGAUGGCCAGGUCUACACCGUCAACUACGUCGCUGACGAGAACGGAUUCCAGCCCCAGGGCGCCCACCUUCCCGUAGCCCCAGCAGUUCCUGAGGCCAUCGCCCGCUCCCUGGAGUACAUCCGCACCCACGCCGCCCCUGAGGUCGUCCGCUCCGCCCCCGUCGUCACCCCCGUAGUCACCGCCCCCGUAGUAACCGCCCCUGUAGUCACCGCCGCCCGCGCCGUUGUCGCCCCCGCUCGCGUCGUCGCCGCCGCCUCUGCUAACUUCAGAAAGAACCAGCAGUUCGGCCGCUUCUAAAUCAACGAUCGAAACACAUUGACCACUGCCACUAGUUAAAAAAAUAAUAAAUGUAAUAGAUUGAA
This is a messenger RNA of Leguminivora glycinivorella, 692 nucleotides long. RefSeq names its product larval cuticle protein LCP-17-like. The coding region runs from base 85 to 627 and encodes 180 amino acids. NCBI's taxonomy places the organism in Eukaryota, Metazoa, Arthropoda, Insecta, Lepidoptera, Tortricidae. The transcript has 4 exons. Gene Ontology annotation, molecular function: structural constituent of chitin-based larval cuticle. The record is from RefSeq and is a predicted model, not a curated record. Gene Ontology annotation, cellular component: chitin-based extracellular matrix.